Haemonchus placei is the source of this 2403-nucleotide messenger RNA. The record is from the annotation of a GenBank genome assembly. Lineage: Eukaryota; Metazoa; Nematoda; Chromadorea; Rhabditida; Trichostrongylidae.
GACCUGGAACCUCCUCCACCAAAAGUUCCAAUGACUGCUGCGGAAAGAAUGAUGGCAAAAAUGGGUCACGUAGAAGGAAAGGGUCUCGGAAAAACAAAGCAAGGAUUGAUUGAGCCAGUCGCUUUGUCGACUCAACGUGGUCGUGUUGGUCUUGGUCACAGUAUAACCAAGACAGUUGGACGUGAUUUUUUGGAAACUUGGGAUGAGUCUAAAGAGGAUAAGUCAAUCGAAGAACGUGUGUAUUGGAUGGCAGAGUGUCCAGAGAGCACACGAGACUGGGUCGUGGAUUAUCUUGAGGGCUCUGAAUGGAUCGAGAUAGGAGAGAAAUUAAAAAUCGAUGAUGAAACGAAUUUCUGCGAUGGUGAGAUCCUCAGAGAUAUGCUCAAUUCGAAGGAUGUAUUUAAUGUUGUUCCGGACAGAGAUCUUCGAGAAGCGCGAGCUCGAGCAAAUCCAUAUGAAACGAUCGGAGCUGCAUUUUUCCAAAAUCGAGCCGCUAUGAAAGUAGCGAACCUGGAUCGGACUUUCAAUUUUCUUUUCAGUGGCGAAACUGAAGAGAGACUUCUGAGCAAGAAUCCUUUGAAAUCGGAGCGUCCGACAUCCAAUUGCGAUCGGGAAGCUCCUCUUUUCUACUUUGCCGAUGUUUGCGCAGGGCCUGGUGGAUUUUCGGAGUAUAUGUUGUGGAGGAAAGCUUUCUACAAUGUGAAAGGCUUUGGGUUUACUCUUAAAGGAAAGGACGAUUUCAAACUUGGAAAGUUUACUGCAUCUUCUGCUCACUAUUUUGAGCCAUUCUAUGGGAAAGAAGGUGAUGGUGAUGUAACUAAGCCGGAUAAUAUCAACUCUUUAGAAGAGUUUAUCAUGAAAGGAACUAACGAUGUUGGCGUUGAUCUCAUGAUGGCUGAUGGUGGUUUCAGUGUCGAAGGGCAGGAGAAUAUUCAGGAAAUUUUAUCAAAACAUAUCUAUCUAUGCCAAUUAUUGGUAUCCCUUUGCAUUGUUCGAGAAGGAGGGGUGUUCUUCUGCAAGCUUUUCGACGUGUUCACUCCAUUCAGUGCGGGUUUGAUAUACCUGAUGUAUAUCGCGUAUGACCAAAUUUCGCUGCACAAACCUCAUACAAGUCGUCCAGCAAAUUCAGAAAGGUAUAUAAUUUGUAAAGGUUUGCGGAAGAACUAUUCAGAUGCUGUGCGGGAUUAUUUGAAACGGUAUGUGGUUAAUGUGAAGCUUUACGAGUUUACGAAAGCAGGUUCGUCAAAGGACGUGGUUUCCGUCGUACCACUAGAAACGUUGAAGAGCGAUGAAGAGUUUUUCAAAUAUCUCAAGGAACACAACGAAAGGCUAGCCGAUCGUCAGUCAACAUAUCUGAGGAAGUAUCUGAGUUUUGCCAAGAACAGCUCUUUGAUUGAUAGGGACCAGGGUACUCUUAGAGAAGAAUGCUUAAAACUUUGGUUGGUUCCCAACAAAACGUUAGAUCGAAGAGAGCGAGGAGCGGAACGUCAACAAAUAGAUCCUGACCAGUAUUUUGGAAGGUUCACGAGAAAGGUAAUGAUUUUUGUUGCGAUUUUGUUCCAAUGGUUAUAUAGUAGAAAAGGGACAUCCCCAAUAUAUGCCGAAUUUAGCCUCAAUAUCCUAUCGAAUCGAGCUUCAACACAGCCCGAACUUUUGAUCUCAACUGGGGAUGCUGUUUUUGUGUGGAGAAAACAUUGGGAAAAAAUUGACAACAAUGUAAUGCGAAUUCCUGACAGGACCGUUUUAUUGGUGGAACGAGUGGACAACAAACGCUUGGAAAGUGUUUCCACAGAUGGUCUCGUUCGCAUUCUUGAUGCAGCUGUGCUUAAUGGUGAUGAUGUUUCUGGUUUACUCUAUUCAAAACGAAUGGCGGCAGCUCAAAAGUUUUGCCAGGCAUUGAAAUUGGUGAAUCGCACCCAAGAUCAAACUGGCUCAGGUGAGUUGUACAUUGUAUAUAACGAUAUUUCGAUGAAGAUUCGACGAAAGUUCUCUCGAUUACGACAUUCCGGCGAAGAGGUGCUCAUAUACGACGAGAAUGGGCACCUAUUGAUGUGCAAGGCGAUCCGUGUUGCACGUCUCCUGAAGGGUAAGAUUCCUUUUCGAUGUCUCCCACACUCACCCGAACAUGAUAGUUGGUUUUACAGAGGCGUGGAAGAUGGGAUGGUCAUACAUGAGUGUUGUUCGUCGUUCUGGGAAAGCGCGAUGCCGUCAAAACAGACGUCAGGGCAUGUUCCAAUGCAAUGCAUAUGGAGUUGGGAAAACAGCUGUAAGUUUGUGCUGGACAAUUAUGGACCUCGUGUAAUACUCGAAAACGAUUCGCACAAGAGUGGACCCACCGUGAAUUCAAUAUUACAAGAAGUGGCUGAGACGGACGAAAAAUGUCGGAAAAGCGUAGCUGCCUAA